GCACAUGUUUAGAAAUGAGUCGGCUACGAUCGCGGAAAGUCUUUCUUCUGGGUCUGUUCGUUAUUCUAUUCACUAUUGUCGCAGUCAAAUGGCGUAGCUUUGAUGAGAAGACUGAGUCAUCAAGGAAAUAUGUUGGAUUUCGCAUGAACACUGGUCGGUUUGGAGCUCAACUUUUCCAUCUAAUAGCUGGUUAUGGAAUAGGAAGGACACUGAAUAGAACGCAUUAUUUGUCACUACAAGAUGGCCCCAUAGUUCAUGUAGUCAAAUAUCUGCGACAAUUCAAAGAAGUUUUUCCACGCCUGCAAGAAACAUUUGUAAUAGCACCGUAUGAUGCAGAUGAAACGCGAGUGGCAUUCUCAACAGCGUGUUGCAAAUUCGAUAAUCCGUUAAGGCUUUAUAAUAACACAUCCAAAUAUCUGUUUCUAAUGCUCAAGUUUGGACAACAUCCCAAGUAUUUUCAAGAUUACAUUGAAGAUAUACGAAAAUUUCUGCAAUUUUCCGAAAACGUGAAGCAGAUGGGAGAGAAAAACUUCACUGCUGCCUGGAAAACCUUCAAUCGUGACUCUAUGUGCAUUCAUACUAGAAGGAGUGAUUUUGUUCAACUGAAAGUAUCGACUGAUAUGGAAAAUGCAGUAAAGGCUGCUACUAGCAUUGCGCAACAAAAGGAGGCAAAUACGGUUCGAAAGACAGUAUAUGUGUCUAACUUUUCUGUUCCUGUGGAUUUAUAUGCGGCAUCUCAGUUGUGCACUUCAUUUCUGAUUACUGCAACAACCUCGACGUUUGGAUGGUGGCUUGCAUUCUUUUCAAAGAAUCAGCACAACGUAUUCUAUAUGUCUGAUAAAAGGAAUCUAUACGACAAGGUACCAAGGAGAGAACUAUUCCUAGAAAGAUGGAAGGAUUUUUCCAAUCAGACUAGUUGAAAACGAAGCAUUACUUGCUGUACGAAGUCUACCAUUGUCCAGCGGUUAUGUACAUGGUUUAAUGUCAACGUUUCCUUGUUUUUCCCAACACAAGAUGUGCAUGUCUUUGAACGUAUUUGAAGUGACUACAACUUUUAGGACCUUUAUGGGUAUUGCAACGUACUAUUCUCAACAACAAGUGAUAGUGUAUGAUUGUUAAUUACACCGCUAUUAUGUUGUUUUCUGGGAUAUUGCAUGUUUUUGUUAAAAUGCCGCACUCCACUUUAUUUGCUUCAAACAGCUGAGCAGUUCCGUUCACAUUCCUCAUAUUUUGUGGAAGGGUCAAAUUGAUUCCAUUUUGUCUCGUGGCUAGGCAUUGAUUGUCUAAGGAAGCUAAUAAGUUUAUAUGAAAUGUUUCAUACCAGAUGCACAAAUUUUUCUCGCGCUG
Molecule: messenger RNA, 1347 nt
Organism: Cylicocyclus nassatus
Lineage: Eukaryota; Metazoa; Nematoda; Chromadorea; Rhabditida; Strongylidae
Source: the annotation of a GenBank genome assembly